AUGACAUCGAUUCCAGUAGAUGAUGAAAAUGGUGAUAUAGCUUCAAAAGUUACUGCAGGAUUUGCUAAAGCAACUGGUAUUGAUACUGGAAUCGCUAUUCAAUUACUUAAAGAUAAUGGAAGGAAUAUUGAUCAAGCUUUAAAAGCUACAUAUGAAGCUAAAGAAGAUGGUCAAUCAAUAAUGGAUACGAGACAAAAUUGGAAAGAUUCAAAUGGAAAAAUAUUUUAA
Molecule: messenger RNA, 228 nt
Organism: Rotaria sp. Silwood2
Lineage: Eukaryota; Metazoa; Rotifera; Eurotatoria; Philodinida; Philodinidae
Source: the annotation of a GenBank genome assembly